UAUGAUAUAUAAUUCCCUUUGUUCUCUAACAGUGUGAAGAAGCUUCCAAUGGCUCGGAGUCAGUCACCAAGCUACUAGGCGCAGAAGGACCCUCUGAUAGGUAUUAGUUUGGACUAUAUUCUCACUAUUAUUUGUAUUCUGCUGUUAUUCUGUUUACCAUUAUUAUUAUAAAAUAACUAUAACUCUCUGCCUGUAACUUUUCAUUUCAGCGCCAUGCCCAGAUCUCUGGAAAACUUCAAUCUGGGAAAAGUAUUGGGUGAAGGCACCUUUGGAAAGGUGUUCCUGGCAGAGUACAAGGACACAAAACAACUGUGUGCCAUAAAGACCCUCAAGAAAGAGAGGAUUAUUGCCAAGAAUGAUAUCAAGAGUGUAUUCAAGGAGAAGCGAAUCCUUCAGAAGGUUACCAGCGCAGAGCACCCAUUCCUGGUUUCCUUAUACGCCACAUUCCAGAGUGAGAAUCACCUCUUUUUUGUAAUGGAAUAUCUUCCUGGAGGUGAUCUGUGCCAUCUGCUCGAGCAUCAAGGAGCAUUUGAGGAAUCAAAAGCCAUGUUUUACACUGCCUGUAUAGUGCUCGGCCUGGAGGAAUUGCACCGGAACAAUAUUGUUCAUAGAGAUCUGAAACUGGAAAAUCUAAUGGUGGAUGUACAUGGCUAUCUGAAAAUCGUGGAUUUUGGCCUGAGCAAAGAUGGUAACGUUUGUUAUAAUUGCAAAGCAUAUAAGGGAAUAGUUGGGGUUGAUUUGGAUGAUAUAUAUAUAUAUAUAUAUCUGUGUAUGUGCAGUAUGUAUGCAAGCAGCUGAGGGAAGUCUCUCACAGAUAGGGGAUACAGAUCAUCUUACUGUGUUUUCUUGUCUUUAAGGUUUCAGAUAUGGAGAUUGCAGUAAGACCCGGUGCGGAACAAACUGCUACAUGGCCCCAGAGAUCAUUGAUGAGAUGGCAUACAGCAGGGCCGUUGACUGGUGGGCCCUUGGGGUUGUGUUAUAUGUCAUGAUCAUGUUCCAGUUCCCAUUUGAUGCAGAAGAUGACAUGGAAUUAUUUGAGAGCAUCAGGAAUGACAAACCUGCCCUGACAGAGGAAUUGUCAGAGGAAGCUCAGUGCCUAAUACUAAGAUUACUGGAGAAGAAUCCAUGUGAUCGCCUAGGAUCCAGCGAGGCCGGUGCUGAAGAGGUUAAAGCCCAUGAAUUCUUUGAAGAUAUUGAUUGGGAAGAAUUUCUUGAAAGAGAACUGAUGCCUCCAUUUAAACCAGAUGUCAGUGGCCUUACAGAGAGUACCAGGCAAUCUGAAUGCCAAGCCUGGGGAUUAAUGCCACCAGCUGAAGCGAUAUCACCAGAGGCACAAGAGCUAUUUGAAGGAUUUGACUAUUCAGCUGAGUGAGAGGCAAUUGCAAGGGGCAGAUAUAUGGCUGGAAAGGGCGGGUGGUGGGCCAGUCCAUAUACAAAUCAGAAGCCUCAAUGACUUAAAGUUAAUAUCAGAUGCCCCAAGUCAUCCGUUUCUGAAGGAACAGUCUAAUGGCGGUGCCAAAGUAUCUGUACGUCAGCCUUAAGGGGCAGAGUUCUGGACUGAGAUUCAAAAGAGACCCUGGCAUUUUAAGUACAGAGAUCCAAACAGCCCCUUGUGGCAUUUGCCAGAAUCUACAGAUUGCCACUCUGGGCCUGCCCCAGAUACACAUGAGAAGCCUCAUUGGCACAAAAUGGAUAUCAGAUUCCCCGACAUCAAGUUGUGGAGGAACAGCCUAAUGGUGGAACAACAGUACCUGCAGGUGAGCCCACGUUCCUACAGAUAAACCCUUUAUAAGUUCAGUUACUAAAAGCCAUUAGUAAAUGUUAUGUACAUGUUAAAUAAAAACAAAUAAUUGCACCAUUUUAAAAGUUUCAAAUGUUUCCACAGCAGAAACUUGCAGAUUACUACACAAAUGUCUCCAUCUGCGUCAGCCAAAAAAGGUCUAGUACCAAGGAGUGAGAUGGAGCGACUGCGGUCAAAGGAAAUCUCAUCGAGUUCUCCCCUGCGCUCUCCUAGGAACCCAGGACAGGAAGGAGCUGCUCUCAUAUAUUUCAAGUUUUUCAAAAUACAUUUCUAUUAGAUCAACCUGGGUUAUAAUUAAAGGGGAACUACUGUGAAAAUGGA
This is a messenger RNA of Xenopus tropicalis (tropical clawed frog), 2122 nucleotides long. RefSeq names its product serine/threonine-protein kinase N1-like. The coding region runs from base 214 to 798 and encodes 194 amino acids. The transcript has 9 exons. The record is from RefSeq and is a predicted model, not a curated record. NCBI's taxonomy places the organism in Eukaryota, Metazoa, Chordata, Amphibia, Anura, Pipidae. Gene Ontology annotation, molecular function: protein kinase activity; ATP binding; kinase activity.